GCCACUUCCUAAAUCAAGGCAGAGCUACAUUUGUGCUGAAGUGAAGCAGAGUCACAAAGAGAGAGACUCUCAGAAUGAAGUGCAAUGCUGGAUGUUGGGGAAACUGAUUCAGAAUAUUUAUGUGUUAAGGGACCAAAGGAAUAAUACACACAUUUGAAGACAAGAAAAACAGAUCUCCUUGGGAAAGGAGGUCUGAAUACUUUUGCAAAGGUUCCUUGUUAUUAUUUUCCUAGGAUCAUGGGAAGUACCUUUACACCUGUGCCAUCAAACUAUUCAAAUGGGUCUCAUUAUGAAUACACGGAGCCACAGAUGGUCAUAUUGGGCAUUGUUAUGUCUGUGUUAGUGCUUGCCAUAGUGUUUGGCAACUUGCUUGUGAUCAGUGUGAUUGCAAAGUUCCAGAGACUUCAGACUGUCACAAACUGCUUCAUAACUUCUUUGGCUUGUGCGGACCUGGUGAUGGGACUCAUUGUGGUCCCAUUUGGGGCUUGCUCUAUCUUGCUGAAAGACUGGAAAUUUGGGAAAUUCUGGUGCAGGUUCUGGACUGCUACAGAUGUCCUCUGUGUGACUGCCAGCAUAGAGACUCUGUGUGUGAUUGCCCUGGAUCGAUAUCUAGCUAUCACAUCACCAUUCAGGUACCAGUCCCUGUUAACCAAAUGCAAAGCCAGGAUUGUGGUUCUUGUUGUUUGGGUGGUGGCAAGUUUAAUUUCCUUUUUGCCGAUCCACAUGGACUGGUGGAAAUCUAAGGAUCCUGUGGCAGAAGACUGCCUGAAAAAAGAAGACUGCUGUGAGUUUUUCACAAACACUCCCUAUGCCAUCACGUCCUCCAUUAUCUCCUUCUACAUACCUCUGGUGAUCAUGGUCUUCGUCUACUGCAGAGUGUUCCAAGUAGCCAAGAAGCAGCUGAAGAAAAUCGACAAGUGCGAGGGGAGAUUUCUCGGCAAGAGCAACAACGAAGAUGUCAAGAACAGCAAACCAGGUCAGAGGAAGACGUCCAAAUUUUGCCUAAAAGAGCACAAAGCUUUAAAAACGUUGGGAAUAAUCAUGGGAACCUUCACAUUGUGCUGGCUGCCCUACUUCGUACUCAAUGUAGUUAAUGCCAGUGUAAAACUGGACAAUAUUGAACUCCCUUUUAGGAUCCUAAACUGGAUAGGAUAUGCCAACUCUGCGUUCAACCCUCUUAUUUACUGUAGGAGUCCAGAAUUUAGGCACGCUUUCCAGGAGAUCCUGUGUUUGAGAAGAUCGCCUUUAUACAAGAUGGGACAAAUCAAUGGAGAUCCUUACAGUGAACACAGCUGGCAAAAUGACCAGCAAGCAAAAGUUAGUAAAUUUCAUUCUGAGAACUCGAUUACUAUAGAUAGAACAGUGCUGAACUGUAACGGUAUCAAUUUAAACAGCGGCAUUGCAACAAAUGGGAAUUGCAACAGUGCUCUUGCAACAGUCAUAUAAUGUGUUGACAUACUUGUAGGUGACUUUAAAUGAUCAACCUCAUAAAACCUAAAUUAUCUGGUAAGCAUUGUUCUUUUUUUAUUUUGCAUAAAUGCAGUGCUUCAUUUUUUGUUUUUAGAUUUUUUUCACAGUGCCAACUUUAAAAGUCAGCAGUUUAGUGUGUGUUAUGUGUUGUGUGUUCCAUUUAAGGGUCCACUCAAAAAUGCAUGUUCUUUCUGCAAAGUAGGUACUGAAAAUUCACAUUUCACCUACCUCAUUGUCCUUAUUGUUAGAAUAAAGCAUUUAAAUAUGAUACAUGUCUUGAAAAUUGAUUCUGUUACAGACCAUUUCUUUCCCCCCAGGAUUGAAUAGUAAUGCAGACCUAAGUUACAGUACCAGGAGUAGACUGCCUUAAAUAUGUAAUCAUCAUUUAUGAUUGCUUCUUGGGAAACUGAAAAGUACACUGUAUAAAGUUACAUAAACAUAUAUAUAUAAAAUGCUUUCAAAAUAUAAAUAUAAUUUGGUCUUUAAAUCAAAAUAGUUUUGUCAGCAUUUUGUAUGGCAUUAGUCACGUCCAUAUUUUUAUAUCUUUAAAAAAAACUGUUUAUUACAUUCCAGUUUUUCUUUAUGAAAAUCUUAAGCAAGAAAGGGACUUUCAGUGAACUGCUUGGCAGCCUGCGGCAGCCAAAUGGGUAACCUUAAGCGUAGAUUAAAAAUAACAGGUGCAGAUUGUAAUUCUCCCUGUGGUGAAGUUGCAUUUCUGACCACUUGAGAUUUACAUUGCCUUUUCAUUUGCUGAUAAACUUUUAAGGUUAAGGUUAAUUUUGUUGAUGAUAACAAUCUUUAUUUUUUUGAACUGUGUGGUGUUUUUUAUGAUGCUAACCGCAAACAAAAAACCACGAUUUGCAUAUCGACUGCCCUUAAAUACACAAGCAGUCCCAAGCACAACUUGCAUAUUUAUCCCAAACGUCUUAACGUCUCUGUUGACCAUAUGCUGUACAGUGUUUGUUGUAGGUUUAGCUUAUUAUUCUCCAGAUCUCAAAUGAAUCUUAUAAAGAUCAAAUGCACAUGGCACACCUCUGGGGAAAUAGAUGCCUGUCUUAUUUUUGCAUUUAAAUAUACUGGCAUGUUAAGUGUUAAAACUUUGACUGGGAUUUUUUACUUUAAAAGUUAUUUGUCUGUAAGUGAGCCCUCUGCCAAAAUAGAUGCUUCUGUUUUAGUCAGAUAUCAGAUAUCAAUUUCCAAAAAAAAAAGAUUCCCCUUAAAAGAAUGUAGAAGGUUUUUGCCCAACUUAUAGGCAUUAAAAGGGAUGGAAAAUUGCAGCGCAGGGUGUUAGCCACUUGAAUCUAUGAAAAGUUUAUUUUAAAAGAGGAAUCGAUUUAGAAAAUACAGAAGCAUGCAGUGUAAAGUACAUCGUUUCUGCUUUCACAGAAGCAUGAACUGGUUUCUCCAUUUGUAGUCUUGUGUUUUGUGCACAUCGGUGAUUAAUGUUAAUCGAAACCAAACUGUAGUGUUUGUGCUCCCCUUGUGCAUAUUAACAGCGAUCAGCGACAGCGUGAAUGUGACUUUCCUUUCAAGCAUAACCAGGGAUCAGUGCCAAAAAAUUGAACUUGUAAAUAAACCACACUUGCUUUUGUGUUCUUUAUUUGAAGUUAUUCAGAUCCAGCUUAGUUGAGCUUUAAAAGACUGCACUCAGUUAAUCUGUCCUGCGUGAUCGUUUCACUCUAAAACUCCCCCCUUUGAAGUAAGUCAGAAGAAGUGCAUAAGGCAUUGACUGAAUUCCUAACCAUAGCAGUAAAACAAAGUGAAAAAGCAUAUGGACUUGUCACAGCUAACGUCUAGAGUGUAUUGCAUUUCCCCUAAGUCUAGAACACUGAAGCUAACGGAAGACUCACAGAAAUGCAUUAACCAGAAAACCAUUAGAUAAAUACGUUACAAUACUGCUGAGAAAUUAUAUAGCUGUUAUGACUACAGUGCAAAACAAUACCUAACUGAAACUUUGGCUUUAAGUUUAAAAACAAAUGAACAAUUAUGUUGAAAAUUUGAACAAAUGUAAAAUCCAGAAUAACCUAAUUUAAUCCUUACUCUACAGAUUUUUUUAAUUAUUAUUAUGACUAUCAGUUAAGUUAUGUUUUUUAAAAUCUCAGUACUGUAUCAAUCAAUUAAUGGUUUACAUGUUUGGUGCAUUAAUGUGUGAAACUAAAUAUCGUUCUUUACGUUGCAAUGCAGUUUUGCUUGAAAUGCUGUGUAGCAUUUGCACAUGCUGGCCUCUACUGGCGGUUUUCAUACGCACACUUUCUACAAACUCUUAGUGUUGUGGUUUGUAGCACUGUAGGAGAAUAUAUUAAUGUGUAAUAAACUUGAGGUGAGCAAGCUGAUUCAUCAAGUCCUAAAACACAAUACAAUCCCCCAACACCCACCACUAACGACACACAGUUUUUUUUUUGUUGUUGUUGUUUUUUGUUUUGUAAUUAUUAUUCUUUAUUUAACUAGACUACAGUACUGUAUGUUUUAACUCAAAAGGCAGUCUUUAAAUUCUAGUGAUACAGGGAGUACUGCAAGUCAGACAUCAUAGGCAAUAUCAUAUAUUAUGUUCUCUGGUAAUUCGGACGUCCACACACUGUUGACUGCACCACCCUGCUGAAUGUUUCUCUUUGCUUAAAGGCAUUUCACAGCUCAAAGAAUUAGACAACCAAUAUUAACAAUAAUACCUCUGAUGCCUGACCAUUAGGACACUCAGUGUAAUGCAAGACCGUUUCUGAGUGUGUGCUUACAUUUGCAGGCUAAUGCAGAAUAUGUUUAGUCUCAAGUGUGUUAAUGUGUGUGGUGGGGGUUAGAAGACACAUGUAUUAUGUAUACAACAUAUACUAUAUGAGGUGUUGGCAAUGUAAGAUAACGUUAAGUAGUCUCAUGGUCUGAAGACAAAGGUGGUGACAAGGACUCAGCUUGCUCACCUCUAGCAAAUAUGUUUAUUAUAAUUAUAUGAAGCUCUUUUUGCACAUUUUUUUUAAUAAUAAAUAUGUGAAGUUCCAUUGUACAGUAUAUUUAUGUGGUGCAAAUGCUGUCUGACAUUUGUGUUUGAAAAAUAAAGUGUAUUUAACUUA
Messenger RNA from Acipenser ruthenus (sterlet), 4529 nucleotides. Its product is annotated as beta-2 adrenergic receptor-like. The record is from RefSeq and is a predicted model, not a curated record. Gene Ontology annotation, cellular component: membrane. Gene Ontology annotation, molecular function: beta2-adrenergic receptor activity; norepinephrine binding. Gene Ontology annotation, biological process: adenylate cyclase-activating adrenergic receptor signaling pathway; negative regulation of smooth muscle contraction; norepinephrine-epinephrine-mediated vasodilation involved in regulation of systemic arterial blood pressure. The transcript has a single exon. Bases 238 to 1446 code for a protein of 402 amino acids. NCBI's taxonomy places the organism in Eukaryota, Metazoa, Chordata, Actinopteri, Acipenseriformes, Acipenseridae.